GUGAUCUCCCUGUCUCUCCCCUCCAGUGCGCUCUGCAGGCACGAAACACUGGUCUCGUGUCUUGAAGGAGAUACCGACGCUCAAAGCUAGCGCCGUUUUUAAUUGAAGCAUCUUCCGCUCAUUUCGCACUUGAACCCAGCAGCAGUUUGCUUUCGGGUCUAAAUCGCCCCAAACUCAGCACUCUGCUCGACUGAAAUUUGAGCCGCUGUACUGACGAUGGGCAAUCUGUGGUUACCUAUCAUCAGGUGCCUUCGCCAGUCUUGUGAUCUCGUUGCAAAUCCCGCUUCCUCGGGAUAUGUCUUCUACUGAGAUGUCUUCCCGUGCGGAAUUUAUCUGACGAAUCGGCUUUCUACAUCGAACCAGCAUCAUCGAUGCAGUAUAAGAUCUCCUCCCACCACUCAGUACUUCCCCCAAGUCUGAACAUCACACGAUGGUUCUCAAACUUCACGGUUUCUCGCGCGUGGGGGGAGGCACGCAGUCAGUCCUGGUGACCCUCCUCGAGAAACAGGUGCCGUUCGAGAAUUGUACCAUCGACACUGCGAACAACGCGCACCGCUCACCUCAAUACAUGGCGAUGCAGCCGUUCGGGCAGUACCCCGUAAUUGACGACGACGGGUUCAUUCUGUACGAGUCGCGGGCGAUCUGCCGGUAUCUCGAGGACAUGUAUCCGGCGCAGGGAACGAGACUGGGGCCGCCCAGCGGGGAUGUGCGUGCCCGCGCGCUCUUCGAGCAGGCGAUAUCGGUCGAGUCAUCCAACUUCAACCCGCACGCGCACAGCAUAUUUGCUGAAAGGGUGAUCAAUCCCCUGCGAGGCCUGACAUGCGAUGAAUCCGUCGUCGAAGAGGCCCUCCGCAAGCUCUGCGUCACUCUGGAUGUGUAUGAGUCUGUGCUUGGAAAGACGCGGUAUCUCGCUGGCGAGGAAUUCACACUCGCAGAUCUGUUUCAUCUGGCCUUCGGCGCCGCGCUAGCUCAGGCUGGAUGCGGAAUCAUGACGAGUGAUGCCAGACCGAAUGUGGCUCGGUUCGUCCUCUGUCGUCGUGCUUGCGUUAUUCUGACUGUGUGUGGAGAUGGUGGAAAGAUAUCCAGUCCAGACCGGCCGUGCAGAGGUUCCCUCAAGGGACGGUGUUUACCAGUGUAGAUUCUUAUUGAUCGACGAGAUUGUACGGGGUCGACGUAGACUGCAAUCUGAUCCGGAUGAUCCGAGAUCAUGAAUGAAGCGAAA
Molecule: messenger RNA, 1222 nt
Organism: Mycena citricolor
Lineage: Eukaryota; Fungi; Basidiomycota; Agaricomycetes; Agaricales; Mycenaceae
Source: the annotation of a GenBank genome assembly